GACGCGCGCUGGAGAAGAUGAAGGCUGAGGCGGCCAAGCCGGAUGAAGAGUUGGCGCAAGAGGAGAAGGCCAAGUCAGUUGAAGUCACCAAUGGCCCCGUGCCGGUAAGUUGGUUGCCACUCCUGUGUCUUUUUCCAAUUUCCCUGUUUUUUUCCCGGUGA
Dibothriocephalus latus is the source of this 161-nucleotide messenger RNA. Lineage: Eukaryota; Metazoa; Platyhelminthes; Cestoda; Diphyllobothriidea; Diphyllobothriidae. The record is from the annotation of a GenBank genome assembly.